AUGAAUUUCUCAUUUGGCUUUGCUGGAGACGAUAUAGAUGCCUCCAACGAUGCUGGGACCCAGCAGCCCGCUGCUCCCACCAUCACACCUGCGCAAGCCGGCGCAUUCCCAACCGCGGGCAAGCCUCAACUAACUGCCACACGCCAUGACCUCUCCCAGAUGCUCGCUAUGAUGCCUUCGAAAAUUGCAUACAGCUUGUUGGACGUGACUCUUGAUGACGGAUGUGUCGUGCAGCUGCCCCGUCGCGAACUCUGGGAUGUGCGGGUGCAGCUCAUGGCAGAGGAAGAGGAAGAGAAGAACGCAGAGCAUGGCGUCAACGCGGAUGGUUCCGGCCUGGGCACACAUGAUGUUAAGACAGGGGUAUACGAAGGAGGAUUCAAGAGCUGGGAGAGUAGCGUGGACUUGGUCAAGGUGCUGGCUGCGCAGGGUAAAGUCUCUGCUGCCGAGCAGCUGCCCAUGAGAAUUAUAGAGCUUGGCUGCGGAACCGCAUUGCCAUCCAUAUCCCUUUUUCAAUGGACAAUAGAAGCCGCCAUGUCAAGCGCCGCCAUAACGCGCCAACCAACAUCAUUCAUCGUAGCAGACUACAAUCCUACAGUAUUACAGCUUGUCACAUUGCCCAACUUUAUUCUCGCAUGGGCUCUUUCUUGCCGUGAGCACACACCUGCUCUGAUCAACGCCUUCUCCCUCGACGAUGAGCUCGAGCUGCUCCCAGAAGUCGUUGCGGCGUUCCAGUCGCAUCUUGUCGCCAAUCGAAUUGCUCUCACAUUCAUCUCCGGCGCGUGGUCCCCCAGAUUCAUCGAGCUCGUGUACAACGGCAUCCCCAAUGAUGCAACAGACUCUGGCGCAGCCGCCGCCACACUACUACUCGGGGCAGAAACAAUCUACUCGCCGUUUGCGCUUCAGGCAUUUACAGAAGCCACAUUCUGUAUACUGCAACGAGAAGGCGCAAAAUAUAGCACCUCGCGAGCAGUCGCUCUGGUGGCGGCUAAGAAACUGUACUUUGGUGUUGGAGGCUCCCUAGAUGACUUUGUGGAUCAAGCUCGCGGUCGUGGAGGCGAUGUCACAAUUUUGCGCGAGGAAACAGACGGUGUGCGACGCGGUGUAGUCAAGUGCACUUUACAAGUCAGAGCAUGGCCUCUCAAGACGAUAAAUACAAGGAGGGGCUUUGCAGGCAAAGGGUGUCAAAUUGAAGAUGAUUGA
This is a messenger RNA of Beauveria bassiana ARSEF 2860, 1200 nucleotides long. Its product is annotated as Mni1p protein. Lineage: Eukaryota; Fungi; Ascomycota; Sordariomycetes; Hypocreales; Cordycipitaceae. The coding region runs from base 1 to 1200 and encodes 399 amino acids. The record is from RefSeq and is a predicted model, not a curated record. Gene Ontology annotation, biological process: peptidyl-histidine methylation, to form tele-methylhistidine. The transcript is spliced from 2 exons. Gene Ontology annotation, molecular function: protein-L-histidine N-tele-methyltransferase activity.